CAUCUGCAAAAUCGCAAAAAAAAAUGGCGCGGUCUGAGCGAUUGUUGUUGCUGUGCACAUUUGCAUCAGUUUGGCGGCAAAACACGUAAAAACAUCGUGUGCCGCGCAACGUUUGAUCAUUUCCCGUAAACGCGUACUCCUUGCCUUCCUUUCACGCGUUAAUUCGUGUUAAUCACGGUCCGCAGUCGCGGCGAUCUCUUGGUGUGACCGUUGGACAACUUGUGUGUGGCCUUGAGCACCUGACCCUGUGUUUGCUAGCAGCGCCGGCGUGAUCAAACGUGAUAUCUUCACGUGCAUCAGCACCGAUGACGCCGUUAGGUACUCAUACCGGAAUAAGACAUUCGACGAGCGUCAGCCUAAGUGCACUACGCCGAGUUUUACGCAGCAUUACUAUGACCGCAUGAGCCGUUCGCUGUGCGAGUGUGACGCCACUCUUUGCAGGCUGCGCGCUUGUAAUUGCUGUAUGCUGGGACGGCGUCUGUUCAGAUCAGCGUGCUUGGGAGCCCGGCUGAAGCUUCCCGUCGCAGUCAGCUGGCAACGCUAACGUCAACAGCGUCGUAGCGCAGUCAUGCCGGGUAAUCGCGGCGCCUGCGCGACGCUGUGCCGACGCAUCGACCAGGACAAAUGCCUGGCGCAGAAGCACGCCAAGUUCCGCAACCUGUACGACCUGUGCCUGUACAAGGGCGACACGCUACGCGAACACGGAGACUACGAAGCCGCGCUGGCAGAGUUUGAGGAGGCUUUUCAAGUCUGCGAGGUGCUGCCAGACCCAACGCUACUCGACAAAGCCGAAGUGCACCGGCGACGCGGCGAGUGUCUCAUGCAGCUCGAACGUUUCAACGAAGCCCGUGACAACCUCAAGAGCUACCUCAAGUUGGCUCAAGAAGCAGAAUCGCACGUAGAACAGCAGCGUGCCCUUGCGACGCUCGGGCAGUGUUACUUCGUCGAGCACCAGACAGAGGCCAAACCGAGCAAACAGCUCAUCGAGAAGGCCAAAACGGCGUACCUCAAGUCGCUACGAAUCGUUCAACGCAACCUCGCAGAGAGCUUGAGCGAGCAAGAGAUGCUCGUCAUGAAAGGUCGUCUGAUGCUCAACAUGGGACUCCUGUACGAUGCGGUUGAAGACCCCAAUGCUGUCAACAGCUUCAGAAAUGCACUAGUGCUGUUUAUAAAGCACGGCGACUCCAAACAGGACCUCUGUCGAUGCCUCUCGGCACUGGCCAACAUUCAUCUGAGGCAGGGAAACUCUGAAACCGCGCUGUCGCUGGCGGGACGCCUGCUCGACAUUGGUCAAGAGGCCAAGCGGCCGGAUAUCAAGUGCGAAGCGCACCUGCUUCGAGGAGCGGCCAUGUUGCAGGCAGGGGACCGAGAAGGAGCUCGCACAGCCUUCAAGCAUGCCAUGCGCCAGAAAAGCCCUAUACAGGAGGACCACGAACGGGCCAGUCUUUGCGUGAGACUUAGCCAAGCACUCAGAAAUUGGGACCUGGACCUCAAGGAGGCGAAAGAUCCUGCCGCUCGUGUCGAGAUUCACGAAAUGGCCGGCGAUGCUCUGGUACAAUGCUUGCUAUCCCGGCCAGCGCUAAAAGAAUAUGAAAUGGCCGUUGAAGAAGCGCUGUCGUCUCCGGAAGCUAUCACUCAAAAAAAGCUUGCCAAUCUCUACGUCUCCCUUGCGGAAACAUGCAGUGAUAUUCGGGAAUAUGAUUCGGCCCUCAAAUACUACCGCAUAGAGCUUUCCCUAAGAGCUGAUGAGCCCGAUGAGGUGGCAUCGACAAAGCUGAGCAUCGCUCGUAUUCUUCAGAAGACAUGCAGCGAAGGAGCUCCGGAGGUUCUGGAUGCUAUUCAAGAGGCUGUAACAUUGUCUCGGGCCGCAGGAAAGCCCUCUCUGGAGCUGGAGUCUCUAGAGGAACUGGUCGCCGUGCAGGGCAGCGCCGACAGUGAGGUUCAGGAUAGGAUGCAACACCUACAAGCCAUCGUGGAUGAUACUGACAGCUCCACCCAAAGUCAGCAGUCGGGCCCUUUGUCUGACAUCAAUCUGGAGGACAUAUCGGAAGCCAGCGACAGUGAUCCCGAAUUUACUGAUAGUGCACGGAGGCCCAGGAAAAAACUGGAGGAAAAGAUCAACACAAAGGGUGAAACAAAACUUCACAAGGCCUGCAUCGACGGCUGCUUGAAGAAGGUGAAAGAGCUACUUAGGAUGGGCCACUCCGUGAAUGUUCGGGACUACAGCGGGUGGCAGCCACUGCAUGAGGCAGCAAACUACGGUUACCUAGAGAUUGUGAAGUGUCUUGUAGAAGCAGGAGCUCAUGUAAGUAGCCCCGGAAUGAAUGGUGUGACACCGCUACACGAUGCUCUGGGAAACGGACACCUUGAAGUUGCAUUAUAUCUGCUCGAAAAAGGGGCUCGACCGUCCGUGAGGACGGCUGAAGGAGAAAGUCCCUUGGACAUUGUUCGUAAAUGGAAACACGAAAACCAGUCGACGAUGAGCCCCGCUGAAGAAGAGUGCCUGCAGAAAGUGGAGCUUCGGCUCAAAGAGGCCAAUCCCGCAAUUGAUGACAUUGCAUUGUUGAGGCCCGCCAGUGAAGACGGUCCAUGGAUAGCUUCGCAGUCACUGAAAAGCAGAGUAAGUGGUCCCGCUCUGGUGAGGGAAGCAGACGACUGGCUCGAAGAUGACCUUUCGAGGCCAAGGCCGAGAUCAAGAUGUCCAGCAGAACCAGAGUUGCCAGCAUUGGUAACGGAAAUGGACGACUGGCUUGAAGAUGACAUCCCCAAGUCGAGGUCCAAGACAAGUCUGAUGGAACCAGGUUUGCCGGCCACGAGAAAACGAAACCGUUCAUCUGAACAGUCAUUCAGCUCAAAAGUCUUGCGUCUCGAGGAAAACGAGACGGAAGGAAACGUCACUGACGACAGCAAUGGCGCAGAAGUCAUUGACACAGCUGACAGUGAGGAGUUCGACGUGCUGCCUUCUGCAACAUCCUCUGCCUGCAACGCGGCCGCUACGUCCUCUGGUUCUCCCAGCGCUGCCAUGUCUUUACACUCGGGAGGUAACCUCUCAGUUCGAGUUCGAAUACUGAACACGCUUUUUUUAGUUCCACUGCCCAGAGGUGCAGCUUCAGAAAGGACAGUUGGAUGGCUGGCAACUGAAGCAGCUAAACGGUACCAGGAUUUUCAAGGCAUGCGACCUGUACUGAGAAUAACGCUUCCCGACGGAGCGUUGCUCGAUCCGUCGGACUGUAUAGACACCUUAUUGCACGGGCCGCACGCCGAAGUCGUUGGACAAGUGGAGUCCUGGGACUUGCCUCCCCUGGCCGAGCGCUACCGUUCUGAGUGCGACAGAAAAAAUGUGUCGGCAUGCACAAACCUUGCCACCAUUCUGCAGCCCUGUGUCGACAGUGGGGACUUCUCGAUUCCAUGCUUCCACGUCAAGAACGUGGAUUUCUUGUUUCGUGCCCUAAGGCACCAAGAUCCUCUCCACACCCUCGACAUCUCCGGUACCGUCCUGACCCCCACAGCAGUGGCGGCGUUGUGCGACUGCCUUGCCACACUGCGAUCUCUCAAUAAGCUUUCUCUCAAGUGCACGGGCUUCAGGCCGAGCUACCUCAGCACCGCUGUUCAGACUUUACAGAAGGCGCAGGCGGAUUUGCUGUGCACGGAGCUGGACCUGAGCUACAAUCCCAUAGGAAGCGAUGGAGGCUCAGCGCUGGCGGCACUUCUGGCACACGUACCUCAGCUGCGAGUUCUGCGUGUCGAAUCUUGCGAACUCUCCGACCCUGGAUUGUAUUUGCGGGGCUUGAGGUUAUUGGAAGUUCUUCACGUCGGGUUCAACCUCCUGAGUGCCGACGCCCUCAGCGCACUAGAGCCCGUGCUUGAUGCGAAUCCCCUACGACUGCUGGACCUCUCUGGCUGUUUUGCAGGUAACAUACCCAGACUAGGAGAACUGCUGGUUAGCUUCCUGUCAAAGGCCAAGUGCAAACUUGCAGAGAUUGGAAUCGGUUGCUGUGGACUGACGGACAGCGACAUAGAUGUGCUGGGAUCGUUGGGCAACAGCUCCCUGUGCAAGCUGGACAUCAGAGCAAGCCCUGGCAUCAGGCACGAGAGCGUUGAAAGCCUGUCGCAAAAGCUUGGUGGAGUGAAAAUAUCUUCUGAUCACGGCACUUACGACUGCUGUUUAUGAUAACAAAAGUGCUUAGAAAUGUGUAUUUGUGCAACCUAACUGAGAAAUUGUGUGAUGUGCUAGUCAUAGGUGCCGAGGAUUGUGGGAGCCCUGUGUAGGGCAUUGACAUGUCAUUAUGUAAAUUAUUUCAUUUUGUACUUUGGAGAGUCUACAUCUGUCCCUUCAAUGUGACAAAAAAAAACUUGUAAGUGGGGCUACUUUCUUGAUGUCAUUAAGACAAUCAAGAAAUGACAUUUCGCUUCAUGACAUACCAGGGAUGAAAUACCACUUCGCUUCUUAAUGUGAAGCGAUAUGUCAUCCACAAACUACUUCCAUGUUUUCUUGUGCCAGUGUUCUUUUUUUUCUUUUUUUCAGUGGAGAUGGUGUAAUAUGCUUUGACAUGUGUAUACCCAUGUACCUUAAUAUAGAUGAGUGCAUGAAAUUCUUUUUUACCAGAUCAUUUUGUCAUUCAUAGCUUUUUUAAAAGCUUUUAGUUAGUGGCAGUUUUUAUAUAUUUUCUGCAUGAUUUGGGUUCAGAAGAGGCAGUUUUUAUAUAUUUUCUGCAUGAUUUGGGUUCAGAAGAAUGGCUUUUUGUGUACAAACUGCAUAUAACUGAGUCAAGCGUAUAAAACAUUGAGUUUUGCUCAAGUCUCAGUGCUGUAACCACAAUCUAAAGUCUUAAAAAGGGCUUGUUGCUGAGCCGGUUUGUUCAUUAGCUGAGAAAAAAUUGGUAUAGCACAAAGGGGACUGGGACGAAUUAAAGACACGAACUGACAGACAUGGACGCCAACUUUUAGCUGUCUACUAACAAAAGCCACGCUGAUUUAUAUAGGCUGCCGAACAAGGUAAUCUCAUUACAGAAAUAGCUGGACAAACUAACAAUUCAUCAUGAUUUACAGGUACAACUUAAGAUAUGUUGAUGACUCUCUUGUGCUUUUAUAUAUACCCGACACUAGCACUGACGUUGCUGUCGCAGAAUUCACACCUUUUUAACGGAGUCUGGUGGACUAGAAUUCACUUGAGAAUUGCCUCAAGACAAUUACAUUCAAUAUCUGGAUAUUAAGCUUAGUUUCACGAAGGACCACCUGUGCUGGAUGUAUAACCCUGGGACUAAGAAGAGCCUUUUGCCGUAUGACAGCGCACAUUUUAAACUUAUCAAGAGAGGAAUAGCUAUCAUGUGCCCACCGUCUUUUUACAGGAUUUAUUAAUCAGAUUAACAGACUGAAAAAUGCUCGAUUUCCUCCCUCCGUUAUCACGGGCGUGUGUGAAAGCCUUCUGCAAAAUCUGAAAUGUGGCAAUAAAGUGCAGAUGCCAAAGAAAAAAUGAGUAUGCAGGUACCCUAUGUUCACUGGCUCUCACACAAUGUAAAAAAGAUCACAGCAAGAUAUAGUGUGCGCACUGUUUUUUUCCCCUCCACGCAAACUAGCCAGGAUUCGCCCUUUGAUAGCGAAUAAGCAGCUGGCUGCAGGCUCCAAAAAGCACGCCACACAAUACAUGGAGCGUGUUAGCAAUGGGGUAUACAAUAUUCCCUUAAGCUGUGCUAGGGUGUUUAUCGGCCAAACGGGCCGGUGUUUGAACGAUCCUGCAAGGGAGCACCGCUUGGCAGUCAGCAACAACAUGGGCAUGCAUUUCGCAUGCCAAUGCAAGCGCUGUGGUUGUGUGCCAUACUUCAGCCAAACCACAUUUCUAAGGAGAGCAAGCAGCUGCACUGAAAGGGAGAUGAUUGAGGCAUUCCUAAUAAAAAGGGCGGGCAGUCAGUGCGUUAAUACCCCAUCACUAGAUUUAAGUGAGAAAGAAGUGAUUUUUUUUUAAAACAUAGCCUCUAGACAUGUCAAGUUUAGGUCGUGCGCUGCCCCUUUCGCCUCUCACUCGGGUUGAUCCUCUUAUGGACACGUGUUCAUGUUUGCUUGCAUGAUUUUAUAGCUCGGGGACGUGCAGUUUCCGGCACAUGCCUCAACUCUGUUUCAGCGGCCCAUGAUGAAUUGUUAUUUCCUCCAUGUUUCUAUUUCUGUAACGAGAUUACCUUGUUGGCAGCCUAUAUAAAUCGACAUCAUUUCUGUUCAUAAACAGAAGGAAGUUGGUGCCCGUGUCAGUUCGUGUCUUCACUUGGUCCCCGUCCUCUUUGCGCCAUACCAAUUUUUUUCUGAACUAAUGUCUUCAUUAGGAAAGUUCUGUGGAUUGUAGAUUUUUACAAGCAUAAAAAAAGUUGGAAUUUCACUUGUGCUCAAGGAAAAUUUUGCGUUUGCACCUGAAAAUGUUUCGUUUACGGCCUCAAAGCAUUGACAUUUAUUCUUUGAGAACAUUAGAAAACACUCACUGCAUGCAACAUAUUAAAGGCACAUGCACAGCACCACUAUUUGCUUGUGGAGCUUAGUGAGACAGUGUCUAAGCUAGUUCAGACACUAUUUCGAGCGUUAAACUUUACUCAUGACCAACAGCUAGUUCUUACAGCUCAGCAGUGAUUUCAUUUAGACACAGAAACACCAUCACUGCUUGUUCCAACACUAAGCUGCAGAGUUAGCUUGAACAAAAAAAGCAGUGAUUGGCUCAUUUGUCUCAAGGUUGUCCUUUUGAAUUACAAGUUGCAUUGUUAAUUUUUUAUAACCUUUAUCAUUGAGACGAACAUGGCUUGGACGCCAGCACAUUGUGAUAAUGGCAACACAGUAGCAUCAAGGUCACGUCUGAGCUGCAACGAAGAACGAUGAGAAUGAAAAAUGAAAAAGGUUGCUAGAAAAUACAGCCCCUUGUUCCAUAGUUCAAAUGUCUCAAUUGUUCAAGGGAAGUGGCGGGACUUCUUAAUACUGGGAUAAAACCCAGAGUUGAAGACAACGUGCACUGUCCUCUUCGUUUCCUUUGGCUUCAUUCAGACUACAUCUUUAAGGAACCCUGCAACACUUUUCCAGCAUGGUCAGAAAACACUGCCGAUUGGUAGUCGAGGCCCUUGAGAACACGCGAGCCAAACAUUAUAGCACAGCAUGCGGCCUAGAAGUUACAAUUCUCAAAGUCAGCUAGAAAUCGCCCCUUCUUCUCUCUACAAAUGAUCAUCAUCAUCAGCCUGUCUACGCCCACUGCAGGGCAAAGGCCUCUCCCAUGUUCCGCCAAUCAACCCGGUCCUGUGCUUUCUGUUGCCACGUUAUACCUACAAACUUCUUAAUCUCAUCUACCCACCUAAUUUUCUGUCUCCCCCUCACGCGUUUGCCAUCUCUUGGAAUCCAGUCAGUUACCCUUAAUGACCACCGGUUAUCCUGCCGACGUGCUAAGUGCCCGGCCCAUAUCCAUUUCUUCUUCUUGUUUUCAACUACGAUAUCCUUAACCCCCGUCUGUUCCCUGACCCACUCUGCUCUCUUCCUGUCUCUUAAGGUUACACCUAUCAUUUUUCUUUCCACCUACGGAGCAGAAACCUAGAGACUUACAAAGAGGGUUGAACUUAAAUUGAGGACGACGCAGUGAGCGAUGGAAAGGAAAAUGAUAGGUGUAACCUACAAAUGAUACCAUGUCCUCAAAUAACUGAGCCAUAUGCCCAUGGCUGUUGGCUGAUUUCAGCAUCGUGUGCUGCAUAAUUGCAGUGACCAUCACGGAAUGCCGCCACGUGCCCACUCGCGAUCCGACUGAAAGUAAGCCGUGUGUUCGAAGAAAAAAAAAAUGAAAAGGAAGUGCUCAAGGUCAUGACGCGUGCUGACGAAGGGACACAUCUUCUUGCCCCCAUGUCAUCCCCCUCCCUGCGUAGCUUUCAGCGCGCUUACUGGUACGAAAGGAGAGAGAAUAAUAAUAAUA
Messenger RNA from Rhipicephalus sanguineus (brown dog tick), 7924 nucleotides. Its product is annotated as tonsoku-like protein. The record is from RefSeq and is a predicted model, not a curated record. The transcript has 2 exons. Gene Ontology annotation, molecular function: protein binding. The coding region runs from base 569 to 4171 and encodes 1200 amino acids. NCBI's taxonomy places the organism in Eukaryota, Metazoa, Arthropoda, Arachnida, Ixodida, Ixodidae.